This is a messenger RNA of Mycena citricolor, 3442 nucleotides long. NCBI's taxonomy places the organism in Eukaryota, Fungi, Basidiomycota, Agaricomycetes, Agaricales, Mycenaceae. The record is from the annotation of a GenBank genome assembly.
UUGCCAUCUCGCUGUCUGUCGCGAUUUACAGAGGAGUAAUUAUGUAUCCUAUUGGAAGGGAAGAUACUCCCCUUGCUUGUGCCCAAUUCCCUGCCCUGUUCUUCAUCCGAAUCGAUCUCGUUUUGCUUGUGUCUACAGAGCUACAUGCGGCGCCUAUUUCUUGUGGCGCUUCAGAGCACUCUCCAGUGAUUCGUCAUUGGCGCAGCGUACCGGUCUUCUUUGCACCGUCGCAGCUAAUUUCCGAAUGUGUAGAGAUCUUGCCUCCGAUAUGGACACAGUAUUAUGGAUCGGAAAGGAUCCUGCCUUUGUGUUAACCAGUCCAACACAGGCACCCUCAUUGUCCACGAUUUUCGCUCUGUCGGCCCUCCCCCCUUCAGCCGACAGCGCUCAGCUGUCUUCAACGCACUACUUUUACCUUGAUACCAUCUGUUCGACGAACACUUGGAGCCGAAACCGAAUCGGUGUGGCCGCCCGCGGCCGCUCUAGUUCUUUCCUUCAAGUUCUUCCAGGUCGUCAGUGAUUGACAUGCGAACGGCUGUCUCCCUUCUGUAUAGAGAACAAAAGGUGUGACGCCGUGUCGACGUUGCUGCGUCGUGGACUGCAUAGGGAACAAGACGAGAACGGAGACGAAUAAGUACAGUGACUGGGGUGCCCACUGAGGUCAAUCCAACAGCCUACGCGUACAGUAUGGCUAUCUUAUCAGCGGACGAGAAGCGAGUCUUGGCCCUCAAAGCGCGUGAUCUACGCGCUGGAAACCGCAAAUUCACGCUCUCUACAUACCGAGAAGACAAGAAGGUCUAUCACACCAUCCAUCUUUCCGAGGACGCGAAUGGGAAAAGGCCUUGCUACAGCGCGGCGACCUAUUGGGGAGAGUCGCUAUUUGGCGUGCAUCUCCUGCGUUCGUAUCGCCACCAGCGACGAGAGACGCGGAUCCGGAUCCACACACUCGGAGGCAGAGAGCAGACGGGCUGGUUUGAGGUCGAUCAGCAAAACUCAAGUCAAGAGACGGGAGAAAUUUGGGUCUGGGCCACAAUAUCGCUCCGUGACAUACCGGAGCGAAGCCCAUCGGAGCCCCGAUUCGUGCAAGAGGCUUCUGUCUCAAUCAGGUUACACGUGCUCAAGCCUGGUGAAGAAGGUUUUGUUUUCACCUUUCAUCGAAUAAAGCGUGGAACACACGGCGGUAGAACUAUGCAUUUGCUACUGGGUGGCCUUUUCCGUCGUUUCACUCGGAAAUAUCCCACAGGGAACGGAAGAGAGACCUGGAUUUGCUCGAAAGACGUCGAGAACGACGUGCAGCUGGAUCCCAGGGGGCAGCUGACAUGUGGAGGCCUGCUUGCGGCUCUGAUGUGUCUAGUGAAGCCAAACGAUCCAAAUAUGGAAGAAACGAUUCUUUUCAGAGAGUUCAUCGAGGACGAUUGGUGGAAACCUGGGCCCGAUGGCCCUUUCGAGGUGAUUUCGACGAAGCGAAUCGAACUCAAAUUACACGUGACAGAAGAAGCACUCCGGGUGUGCAUUGCGCCGACUGCGUCAUCCAUCAAAAGUCAUGCCGAUUCGGACAACGCUCUUCUUUCUCUGCUUCUCAAAGUCCUCACUGCUCCCCCGCUCGCGACCCUCGCUGCGGCUUUCGCUGACAAGGACGAGUCGCAAGCAGAGAGAGGCGUGUGCCGAGACGCUGGAAUGGAGCCGGGAAAACCGGAGAAUCUGAGCAGCGCAAAUGGGACUGUGAACGGCCACGCGAGGUCGAUUGCUGCCACCACCAAGCAGCAACCGAAAGCGAAAGCAGGGCCGCGUUUCUGCGGCCUUCGCACGGUGACUACCACCACCGACACCCCCGCCUCCCUACCCCCGCCCUCCUCCCUGCCUCCACCGCCCCCCGCCGCACGACGCGGGUUCAACUUCGCGAAGACCGUCGCCUCCUCACGGGACCGCGCGCGUGCCCGGCGCAAUCGGCAGACCCCGCAGCCGUGGGCGGUGCGCAAGCUCAUGGUGCCGCUCACGUCCGCGAUCAUGGUCUACACCGCGUAUGUGUUCUGCGGGCGGCUCGCGCCGCGGAUCGGACGAGCGAAGGGGAUCGGGCUGGGUCUAGGGUUUGCUGUGCUCUGGCUUUGGAUGGUGUGGGCGUAUGUGAAGGUUGUUAUUACGCCCCCCGGGAAUGCACGCGAUUACGUAUCUCAGUCGCCGCAGCCGCUGUUCCCGAUCCAGCCGACUCCCAUGUCGCCCAACACACCCCCUCAGAACCGAGCCACAGACAACGCUGCGACGUACGACACCGAUGACGAAUCGGAUCUGGACGACGCUGCACUGGCGGAAUUAGAAGCCGGACGUAUCGGCGGGCCAGCAUACAACACCAUGCAGAGCCCGAUCCAGAUUCCCAUCCCGAUCGCGAAUUCUGGCCCGCCGACCUCUGAGACCGCCGCCGUCGACGCUGCGCCGCCACCCGGCAAGAUCCCGGCGCGCACACCCCGGGGCCGGCAUCCUCCGACGACACCAGUGCUUCUGCCCCAACACCGGUGGUGCGGCAAGUGCCAGAUUGUGAAGCCCUACCGGGCACACCAUUGCCGGGUGUGCGGGACGUGCAUCCUCAAGUACGACCACCACUGUCCCUGGAUCGGGCAGUGCGUCGGCGCGCGGAACCACAAGUUCUUCCUGAACUUCUGCGUCGCGGCGGGAUGCCUCACGGCGUAUACGUUCGGCAGCCUGCUGGCGUUCAACGUCGGGGAGAGUGGUGUCGAUGCACAGGAGCUCGUGAUCAUAGUUCUAUCGGCGCUGUUCUUGCUCUUCACGAGCUCGCUGUCGGUGGCGCACGGGCGGCUGAUAUCCCACGCGCAGACGACGGUCGAGAGCAUCAAGGUGCGCACGCUGCGCGAGAAGGAGGCGGCACAGUUGGGGGUCGAUGGCUGGCAGUGCUGGGAAGUCGGCGCGAAACAGCGCGUUAAGCGCAGCUACGACGCCGAGUGGGGUAACCCGGACACCGAGGGGAACAUCUGGUGGCCGGGCUCUCGACGCGGAGCAUGGGAGGACGUGAUGGGGCAUGCUUGGCUAGGGUGGAUAUUGCCGGUAGGUAGGCCGCUGGGUGAUGGCUUGGAUUAUAAGCCUAACCCACGCUUCGAUGAGCAGGGUCGGUGGAGGAGGCGGAGCGAGUGGCCGGGUGGUCUACGGGGGGGAUGACGAUGAUACUUCGCUGCAUCUACAUUGUCUAUAUAGGUGCUGCAAGCACACUACAUUCUCGGAAGCCCAAGCUGCACACCAAGUCCUGGGGAGACCAAGCCAAUGUCCGCAGGACAGCAGGAGAUCUGCCAUGAUGACAAGGCCGGCGAGAAGAAUACUUACCGGCAUCCCCUCAUCUGUAGAGAUCGCUGCGGUCGGACGACCUGCCAGGUGCCAUGGUGGGGGCCGUCACACGUGACCGAUGUUGACAUGAGAGAUGCUUCUGAUCCUGAGA